Theileria equi strain WA is the source of this 768-nucleotide messenger RNA. Its product is annotated as vacuolar ATP synthase subunit E, putative. Bases 48 to 725 code for a protein of 225 amino acids. Gene Ontology annotation, cellular component: proton-transporting two-sector ATPase complex, catalytic domain. NCBI's taxonomy places the organism in Eukaryota, Apicomplexa, Aconoidasida, Piroplasmida, Theileriidae. The transcript is spliced from 2 exons. The record is from RefSeq and is a predicted model, not a curated record. Gene Ontology annotation, biological process: proton transmembrane transport. Gene Ontology annotation, molecular function: proton-transporting ATPase activity, rotational mechanism.
ACAAUUCUCAUUCCUAUAUAUUUGUUAUAAACGCAUCUUCAUACAAAAUGGAUGCCCUUGAAGCCCAAAACCAAAUCAAGCAAAUGGUGAAUUUUAUACUAAAUGAAGCCAAGGACAAAGCUGAAGAAAUAGAAUCUGGCGCUAUUGAGGAGUUUAACAUCGAGAAACUUACGUUGUUCCAGCAAAAGAAAGAUGAAGUACGAUCUAGAAUAGCAAAGAGAAUAAACGCUCUCAAAUUGGAAAAGAUCAGGUCGAGAAACAAGGAACUUAAAGAUAUAAGUGACAAAUUGUUGCGUUAUCAGUGUGAUGUUAUCGAUGAAAUUACCCAGUCAGCCCUAGGAAAGCUAAAGGACCUGGUGGCUGAUGCACAAGAGUACAAAAAGGUUCUUAUAAUGUUAAUACUAUCAGGAUGUUUUGCAUUGGAUACGGAGAAUGUCCUAGUCAGGUGCAGAACUUCUGAUGUGGAUAUCGUGGAAUCUGUCCUAUCGGAUGUUAGAGAUGAGUACGAGAGAAUUGUCCAAGAGAGACAGAGGAUACAAAAGUCCAUUAACAUAAGCGUCGAUAGGAAAGUUUCCCUCUCUGAAGAUAUGUUUGGUGUUGUCUUGACUACUCAGGAUGGGACCAUUGAAUGUGACUCCACCUUGAAUAACCGAUUGAACAGAUGUUGCAGGGCUCUCAUUCCAGAACUGAAGGCACAGCUCUUUACGUCAUCUACAGUUCAAUGAUAUUUCAAAACGCUGUACUAUAGUACUAAUAAUUUAAACUUUA